Molecule: messenger RNA, 1504 nt
Organism: Capsaspora owczarzaki ATCC 30864
Lineage: Eukaryota; Filasterea; Ministeriida; Capsasporidae
Exons: 6
Coding region: 48-1418 (456 amino acids)
Biological process (GO): inositol phosphate biosynthetic process
Cellular component (GO): nucleus
Molecular function (GO): ATP binding; inositol-1,3,4,5,6-pentakisphosphate 2-kinase activity
Source: RefSeq, a predicted model, not a curated record
UCCAUCAGUCAUUUUUUUGGUUCAUUCAUCCGUUAUUGAUCUCAGUCAUGCAAGCGCUGAGAGCUGAGGAUUGGUCCUACCGAGGCGAAGGCGCCGCGAACAUUGUCGUUUCGUUUACCGGCGAUCAAGCGAGCAAUCCAGAGCUCGAGGGCAAAGUGCUGCGAAUCCGCAAGUCGCCGGUCGUUGCGCCGUCCGAGCCGAGGCAGACAUUCUCGACAGAGCAAAACUACGCCUACUUGACGAGGCUGAUUGCGCCGCUGCUGGGCGACGAGUACGUCAACGCAGGCCAGCUCGUGCCGUUGGCGGCGACCUUCCUGCAAGACCUCGACCAGCGCAUCGCCGCCGAGCGCCCAGCCAAGCGUGUGCAGGCAGCCAGGCUCGACUGUGCAGGCAGCGCUGCUCAGCUGCUGCGCGACGUGGGUCGCCCGUUCAUCCAGUCGCACGACCAAUCCGACACGUUCUGCGUCGAAAUCAAGCCAAAAUGGGGCUUUCUGCCUACCUCGUCGUUCAUCCACCCAAGCAACGCUACUGCAAAGCUCAGCAAGUGUCGCUACUGCAUGCACCAAUGGCUGAAAGUGUCGAACGGGAGCAUUGAUCGUCGCUCGCGGUACUGUCCGCUGGAUUUGUUUUCCGGCACUCGGCAUCGCGUCGAGCGGGCGCUGCAUUCGCUCGUUGAUGUGCCGCAAAACAAUGUGCGGGUGUUUCGAAACGGACGAGCUAUUCUCACUGGAGACAAGGCUCCACCCGCCGACUCAAACUCAAGGGCCUACAUUGCCGAGUUGGAUCGCCAUCUGGUCGAUCUUGUGCCUGCCGCCGCAGAUGAUUCGGACGCACAGCCGCCGCACGUUCAAACAUUUGUCUCGCUGCUUGCCGAGAUUCUGCUGCAAGAGCCACUUCUUCAGCGAUUACAAGCUGCCCAGCGCCUCGAUCACCUCGACAUCGAAGGGUUGAAAGGGUUGUAUGAUUCGGUGAUUGAACGCCAUCCCGUCGGCCAAGAUCACUGGCUCUGGGACGGCCGGUUUGAUGCGCCUGAGUGGAGUCGCGUUGUGCAGCAAGCUCUUGCUCGCUCGAGCACAGCGCCUUCACUGUCCGUGCAUGAUGUAGCUGCUCUCUCACUGGAUGAGAAGGCUGCAAUCAUCGCCGAGUACCUUCUGGCAGCGACCGUCAAAGAUUGUUCCAUCAUGGUUUCGGUUCAACGGUUGAGCACGCCAUCGGAAGAUCCAGCGACGCAUUUCAAGCACAUCACACACUCUGGCACCCGUUUCCGGUAUCACGUCGCCGUUGUAGACUUGGAUCCAAAGCUCUUCCGCAACAUUCCCAAGUACCACCGCGACGAUGGCGAAAUUGUCCAGCACUACAUGGAUCAUGCAGACGACUCGACGUGCUACUGUUCCGGCCCUGCGCAGCCUGCUCAAUGACCGUUGGUUGUUUGCUUUUUGUUGUAACUUUUUGUGUUGUUUCCACUUGUCCCCUCCAAUUCCAUUGAGACAACUGCCUACUGUAC